Messenger RNA from Glycine soja, 1460 nucleotides. RefSeq names its product chaperone protein dnaJ 50-like. Lineage: Eukaryota; Viridiplantae; Streptophyta; Magnoliopsida; Fabales; Fabaceae. Gene Ontology annotation, biological process: protein folding. Gene Ontology annotation, cellular component: endoplasmic reticulum membrane. The transcript has 10 exons. The record is from RefSeq and is a predicted model, not a curated record. The coding region runs from base 111 to 1028 and encodes 305 amino acids.
UCAUGUCUAUUGUGUUGUAACUAGAAGAAUUCUGGCAAGAGAGCGCAUUGAGUUGUGGUCAACAGAGAGAAAGUAGGAGAGAAAAAAAAAGCCUCACCGACUUCGGCGAAAUGGAUCUGCCGCCGGCACCGAUCCGGUGGCGCGCAACCGCAAUCCCAUUCUUUGUGGCGGUUCUCUUUGUAUCCACCAUCUCCCCUUCGCGCGCAAUCUACUGCGACGAAGAUGAUUGCUACGAUCUACUUGGGGUUUCUCAAAGUGCCAAUGCUUCCGAAAUUAAAAAAGCUUACUACAAGCUCUCCUUGAAGUAUCACCCAGAUAAAAACCCUGAUCCGGAAUCGCGAAAGCUGUUUGUAAAAGUCGCCAAUGCUUAUGAGAUUUUGAAGGAUGAGGCCACGCGAGAACAAUAUGAUUAUGCAAUUGCACAUCCGGAGGAGGUGUUUUAUAAUACUGCACGCUACUAUCGGGCUUACUAUGGUCACAAGACGGAUCCCCGUGCUGUGUUGGUUGGCCUUCUUCUUAUUCUUUCAGGUUUUCAAUAUCUAAAUCAAUCAACAAGGUAUAAUCAGGCUGUAGCUAUGGUCAAGAAGACACCUGCAUAUAAAAAUAAACUAAGGGCAUUGGAACUUGAACGCAGUGGAGGGGUUACAAACAAGAAGAAGAGUCAGAAGAAUAUGGACAAGAAAACAGAGGAAGACCUUAGUAAAGAACUCGAUCUGCAGAUAACCGGAGCUGAAAUGGCCUCUGUAUGGAAACUUCUUGGCGUCCGCUUUGUUCUAUUACCAUAUACCUUAGGCAAGCUGCUGUUGUGGACUGCCUGUUGGUUUUGGAGAUACAAAGUGAAAAAGUACCCUUAUUCUUGGGAAGAUGCUUCUUAUCUGACACAAAGAUCCCUCAGUAUUCCUCUCGAUAGGUGGAGAAAUAUAGAUGAAGCAACAAAGGAAGAUCUUGUGCUCAGACGCUUGUGGGAGAAAUCGAAUCUGGAGAGCUAUGUAGCAGAGAUGCGGAAAGAAUCGAAGCGCAGAAGAUAGUUGCAUUAGUCGCCUCUGCUGCUUUUAAAGUACUAAAUUUUGUUGCAAAUUGAUUUUCGGGGUGGCCGUGAUAGAAGCAGAAUCAUUCGUGUCAACCACAAAAUCGUAGAAUCAUAUACAAAGUUUAUUUAGUUUACACAUGCUAUUGUUGCUCUCUAACAGCCUGUAAACAAUGAACACCAAAGAAUACUGCUUUAGAUAUUGCUUUUAUUCUUUCAAUGAAUCGGGUACCUGAGCCUCAAUCUUGCUACAAUCGCAUGUUUGGUAGUAAUUUUGAGUGCCUCUCUAGUUCAAUAAUUUUAAGGAUAAAGAUGUAUGGAUACCCUAAUGUUAUUUGACACCUUGAGAGAGAUAGAAGAGAAAUAUAGGUAUGAUAAGUGAUGACUUGAAUGCAGAUGUACUUGAAAUAUAUAUCCUUCGACUUUUCGUGUA